GCUUGCUACGAGUAUAAUUCUAAUCAUGUGUAGUUCAGAACUUAUCGUUUGAUCUUCAACACUUUCUCAUAAAUCAAAGCUAGUUUAUUGGGUUAACUAUGCCGGAUAAAUUGCUCAGUAAUACAACAUGUCAGGAACCAAAGCCGCGCUGAAAGCUAUAAAUGCUGCAGUUCAAUCUCACAAGUAUGAUGAAGCUGUCGAGCAAGCCCGGAAGCUUCUUGAUUCGGAUCCAAAUAGCUACCAGGCGAAUAUAUUCUUAGGAUUUGCCUAUAGUAAACAAGCGAAAUACCCUGAAGCAGAAAAGGCUUACGAUGCUGCAACUAAAGUCAAGGAAGGAGAGCCACAGGCAUGGCAAGGUCUCAUUCAGUUAUACGAGAAGCAGGGUGGUUCCAAGGUUGAGCAAUAUCAAAUAGCAGCUUUGCAGUUAUCUCAAAUCUAUCAAGCUCACGACGACAAAUACAAAUGUCAAGAUGUCAUCGACAAAUUUCUCGCGUUUGCCAAAAAUGAAGGAUCCCGCAUGCAGCACAGGAGAUCCUUGGAAGUCAUUCUACCUGAUAGCCCAAUCUACCAAUAUCUGGAAGGCCGCGUUCAUCAUCCUUCACACACCUAUCAAAUCAUAGCUCAGAUUACCGAGUUCGAAGAGAAAGAGCGUAUCAACAAGGAAAUUGGAGAGCGACGAACAAGAUUAGGUGCCAAGAUUAGUCAAGUAACAGUCGAAGUGAAACGAGAAGUCUUGAAAGAUAGUGAUUUGGAAGAAAUUUACAAUAAUAUCAUAGACUGGACCACCGAUGAUGAGAUUCGCCGUCAAUACGAAGAGAAACUCAUUAAAAGAUGUCUAGACACUCUGGUUGUUCUCCCACCCGGAGACUCAAAGACAGAGAAACGAUCAAAAGUAUUCAAGCUGGCUACAGAUAUGGUUUUAAUUAAGCAUCCGUACAAGCUGGCAUGGGAUAUUGCUAUUGAGUGGCAAGAUCCCGAAUAUGUUCAAGGCUUGGAUGUCAACAAUUUACGCGAAUACAUAUAUUUCUUCCCUGCGAGUGGUCUUGCUCAGGUUCUUCGAGGAUACAUGUCCAGUGAGAUUUCGCCUUUCCCGCCACCGCCACGAACUCCAGCUCCCACGAAUAACGAGAAAAGUGAUGAAAGUAGUUCAGAUGAAGACGACGGAGGAGUGACGUUGGAUGACUUUGCGAUGCUUGCAGAAGAUCGCUUGGCAAUGAUGAUAGAAGGCAUGACGGAUUCUCCCACAUCAGUACUGGCACAUCGUCUCAUGGGAGAGUAUUAUCAAUUUUUAGAUGAGCACGAAAGCGUGGUGGAACUUAUGCGGAACGCAAAUCGGCUUGCAUUAGAAGAAUCCAACAAAAUUGGCAAAAAGCUCAAAAAUGCAUCCCAAUCUUUCAAAGCCAUGUUGGGUACUGCUCUCGUAUUUUAUCAAUCGCCGAAGAAUCAUCCGGAAGCAAAAGCUUUAUUCGAUGGUCUGUUGAAAGAAAAUCCCACCUCAACUCCUGCUCUCAUAGGAAUUGGUUUGAUUUAUGAGGAAGAAGACGACUUUGUUGCCGCUAUUGACUUCCUUGAACGUGCUUUACAACGAGAUCCUACGAAUAUCCGAGUUAAGGCUGAAGCAGCAUGGGUCAAGGCUAUUAAUGGCGACUAUCUUCGUGGAUGUGAGGAGUUAGAAGAGUGCUUACCUCAAAUCGAAGCCAAAGAUAUGAAGUCUCGAGACUUACUGGCCCAAACACAAUAUCGUGUUGGUGUUUGCUUAUGGAACAUAGAUACUUCGAAAUCUGCACGCAAGGACAGAAAGGGAGCAUAUUCAUAUUUCCUGGCAUCACUGAAAAGUAACCUUAAUUUUGCUCCGGCAUAUACUAGUCUGGGCAUAUUCUACGCAGACUACUCGAAUGACAAAAAGAGAUCUCGAAAGUGUUUUCAGAAAGCUUUUGAGCUUUCAUCCUCGGAAGUGGAAGCUGCUGAGCGCUUGGCUAGGAUAUUCGCAGGCCAGGGCGAGUGGGAGCUGGUCGAAUCAGUUGCUCAACGAGUUGUCAAUUCGGGAAAGGUCAGACCAGCACCUGGCUCGAAGAAAAAGGGCAUCAGUUGGCCAUUUGCUGCACUUGGAACUGCCGAGUUGAAUAAACAAGACUACUCCAAGAGCAUUGUUUCUUUCCAAUCCGCACUGCGCAUCACACCUUCUGAUUAUCAUUCAUGGGUCGGCCUAGGCGAAAGUUAUCACAAUUCCGGACGUUACAUUGCUGCAACAAAAGCUUUUCACCAUGCGGAACAAUUCGAGAGCGAAAUUGAGCAAAGACAGGAUGGUGAGACCUGGUUUGCAAAGCAUAUGCUCGCCAAUGUAAAGCGUGAGCUAGGAAACUUCGAUGAUGCCAUUGAGGGCUAUAAAUCUGUACUUCAAAAUCGUCCCGCGGAAUUUGGUGUUUCUAUUGCUCUGAUUCAGACUUUGGUUGAUAGUGCCUGGGAUAGUAUUGAGAAAGGGCUUUUUGGACAAGCAGCUCAACGUGCGACCGAGGCUAUUGAAGUUGCUAGUCAAGUUUUCGAGAGCAGAGCUGAUGCUUUCAACCUCUGGCGAGCUGUAGGCGAUGCUUGUGCUGUUUACUCUUGGGUUUGGAGCCGCAUCAACGAGUUCCCAGAUGUGAAUAUCAAAAAAUUGCUUGAAGAAUGGGCAACUACUUAUGAUGUUUUUGCAGACGUCGAUGGAGUAUCUGUUGAUGUCGUUUUAGCAAAGGGACUAUUUCCUGCCGAUGAAGAGGAUGGAGUGCGCCGAACUCGAUGUCUUCAUGCAGCGAUUCUAGCCCACAAGCGAGCUAUACAUUCCUCAUCUCACGAUACACACGCCCAGGCAGUUGCUUAUUACAAUCUCGGUUGGAUUGAGCAUCGUGCCCAUGUCUGUUUGGCACCUAGUUUGAAAAAGAAAUCUACCAGAUAUCAGAAAGCCGCAGUUCGAUGUUUCAAAAGAGCUAUCGAAUUAGAAGCAGGCAACUCAGAGUUCUGGAACGCGUUGGGUAUAGUUACCAGUGAUCUAAAUCCAAAGGUUGCACAGCAUUCUUUUGUUCGAAGUCUCUACUUGAAUGAGAGAAGUGCUCAGACAUGGACUAAUUUAGGAUCAUUAUAUUUACAACAGAAUGAUCACCAGCUUGCCAAUGAUGCCUUUACAAGAGCUCAGUCUACUGAUCCGGAUUACUCGCAUGCUUGGAUUGGACAGGGACUUCUUGCUCUCAUGUUGGGCGAUGCGAAGGAAGCCAAUCUCCUUUUUACUCAUGCCAUGGAGAUUUCUGGAUCGUCUUCUUUAAUCACGCAUCGGCAAUACUCACAGUCAACUUUUGAUCAAGUUCUGGCUGCGAAGAAUGUCACCAAUGUAGCAGACUUGGUUCAGCCUUUGUUUGCGCUGAACCAAGUCCAAUCGAUGGCUCCUGAUGAUCUUGUCUCAAAGCAUCUCUCAGCACUUUUUUCUGAGCGUACACAUGAUAUUUCUUCAGCUGUAACAACCUUGACCACAAUUUGUGGAGCGGCUGAAGCCGAUUACGAAGUUACAGAAUCACCAGAAUCAUUAUCUCGAUUUGCUUUGGCCAAAGCAGAUCUCGCUCGAUCUCAAUUGGCAAAUGAGCAAUAUGAAGAAGCUGUAGAAAGUGGAGACCUCGCUUUACAACUCUGUGAUGAAGAUAGUGGCAAUGAGCUUUCUGCAGAAGAUCGUCAGAAAUGUAGACUAUCUGCUCAUCUUACUGUCGGCCUAGCCCAUUACUACCUGAAAAAUCUCGAUACCGCUCUUGAGUAUUUUGAGCCCGCUCUCAAAGAAUCUAAAGGAAACCCCGAUGCAGUAUGCGUCUUUGCUCAAGUUUUAUGGGCUCAUGGCACCGAAUCAUCCCGCUCCAAAGCACAAGAUAUUCUCUAUGAAUGUGUGGAGUCUCAUCCUAAUCACGUACAAUCAGUGUUACUUCUCGGAAUCAUAGCUCUAUUCAAUUCAGAUACCGAAGGCAUCGAAGCAGUAACUGCGGAGUUACAAACUCUCCGCACUGAUAAGGUUAUUACGGAUGCAGAACAAGCAUGUGUUGGCGAAGUUCUUCGUUCCAUUGCUGCAUUUGCCGAAGAGGAUUCGCAGAUUCAAGUAAUGAGCGAGGUCCAGAAAGAUGUGAUUCUUCAUCCAGGUUCAACCCAUGUUUGGUCGAGAUUGGCAGCUACGACUGGUGAUGCAAAGGCGGCUGAGAUGGCAGUACUGACAGCGAAGAAAUCCGUCCCUCCACGUGGAGUCUUAGGUGCUGAGGAUUUAUCAAUUGCGUAUGCCGGUACUGGAAAGCUCGGUGACGCUCAGAGGGGUAUUAUGGUUGCACCAUGGAAGAAGGAUGCGUGGGAUGCUUUCAGUAAUGGUAUCUCUACAUAGUGCGCUAUAUCUCAAGUCGAGAUUAGUAUGAUUAAUGACCAACUAAACGUCGUCGCAUGGACGCAAAAAAGUAUCUUUCUAUGUAUGGCAUACUAUCUCAUGUAUCAUAUACAGUAUUCUUCAAGACGCAUUAUGAAUGAAAACCAUUGCUUAUAUCCAAAACCGAAUAU
Messenger RNA from Botrytis porri, 4551 nucleotides. RefSeq lists its product as uncharacterized. Gene Ontology annotation, cellular component: Ski complex. Lineage: Eukaryota; Fungi; Ascomycota; Leotiomycetes; Helotiales; Sclerotiniaceae. Gene Ontology annotation, molecular function: protein binding. The transcript is spliced from 2 exons. The record is from RefSeq and is a predicted model, not a curated record. Bases 128 to 4381 code for a protein of 1417 amino acids.